Molecule: messenger RNA, 745 nt
Organism: Astrephomene gubernaculifera
Lineage: Eukaryota; Viridiplantae; Chlorophyta; Chlorophyceae; Chlamydomonadales; Astrephomenaceae
Source: the annotation of a GenBank genome assembly
GCAAAUAGUUUCUUGCUUGCACAUACUACAGUGGAAAAUACCUAAGCGGAUAGGCUUGUUAUUUGGGAAAUGUCUUGCACUCUCAGGGUCCCCUCCUCUGCACGAUGCACUAGCACUUCUUACACCCGUAAACAUGCCACAGCUAACCAGCUCCUAAAGCAAUUAGCACGGUUCAACCCAAAUCAGCUCAGCAGCUACCAAGGCGUGAAGCUGCUGUUGCCGACAAAGGGUCGGCUGGCCAUGACUCCGCAAGGGUCCGCCCCAGCACGCAAGCCGGUGCAAAUGUCAUUCCUUGGCGUGGGUGCUCCAGAGGCGCUCCUAGUGGCCGUGGUCGCACUGGUGGUGUUCGGUCCUAAAGGCCUCGCUGAGGCCGCCCGCAGCCUGGGUUCCGCGCUGCGCGCCUUCCAGCCCACCAUCAAGGAGGUGGUGCAGGUGUCGCAGGAGCUCAAGGGGUCGCUGGAGAAGGAGCUGGGGCUGGAGGAGCUGAGGCAGGCCUCCAGGCCCAGCCCCACCCCGCUGACACGGGAUGCGGCGGAAGGCUCCCUCAGCAGCAUCUCGGACUCCAUGGCUAAGAGUCUUGAUCCGGAGAUUGAGGCCAAGCGGGCAGCAUCCGCGCAGAUGGCCUGGGGCGGCGCCGCUGCGCCCGCCAGCCCCUCCGAAGCACCCGCUGCUGCUCCUGCUGCUGCUGAGGCCCCAGCAGCCGCACCUGCUGCAACUGCGGCUGCUGCCGCCACUCCCCUAAAGG